This is a messenger RNA of Phalaenopsis equestris, 1762 nucleotides long. Its product is annotated as proline dehydrogenase 2, mitochondrial-like. Lineage: Eukaryota; Viridiplantae; Streptophyta; Magnoliopsida; Asparagales; Orchidaceae. Bases 241 to 1695 code for a protein of 484 amino acids. Gene Ontology annotation, molecular function: proline dehydrogenase activity; FAD binding. The transcript has 4 exons. The record is from RefSeq and is a predicted model, not a curated record. Gene Ontology annotation, cellular component: mitochondrion.
ACAGCUAAUUUCGCUCCAUCACAUCUCCGUCAUCGUCCUCAUCCCCAAAUGCUCCACAUCCCCCUGACCAAUUCCGUCCGCCUACCAAUCUUCCAUGUGGCAAUUUCUCCCCUUCUUCUCCCACACCUUUUUACUUCUUUACUUCUUCCAUUUAUGGCUCCUCGAUGGCUGAGUAGAAGCUCAAGCGCCCGCGCCCACAAAAGAUAGCCGAAAAGACGCAGAACUGUCCCAAUUCCAUCAAUGGCUUUCGCUCACAAGAUCGCCAAACCCUUGCGCCCUCGGUUCAUCAAUCACCGCCCCACCCUCACCUCCUCAGCCCCCUUAUCCCUCGCCGAACCGGUUGCUGCUUCGCCGAUCUCGGCGAAGAAAUCGGCCCCGAAAUUGGAUUUAGAGGACACCGAGCGGCUUUUUGCGACGGUGAAAACGGGGGAGCUGGUGCGAUCGCUGGCUGUGCUGUAUCCGAUGGCGAUGGGUACGGUGGUGGAUGUGGGGAUGGCGGUGAUGCGAUCGAAGGUGGUGGAGGAGAACUGGGCGGCGAGGAUGGCGGUGAUGGGAGCGGUGAGGAGAACGGUUUAUCGGCAGUUCUGCGCCGGGGAAAAUGGGGAGGAGGCCGCGCGGACGCUGAGGGCGCUGUGGAAGGGAGGAAUGAGGGGGAUACUGGAUUACGGUCUCGAGGAUGCACCUGAUGGCGCCGCCUGCGAUCGAAACCUCGCCGGAUUUCUGUCGACCGUCGAUAUGACGGCGAGUCUUCCUCCCUCAUCGGUUAGCUUCGCCUGCGUGAAGAUCACUGCAAUAUCCCCAAUCAACCUUCUCGAACGUCUCAGCGAUCUGCUCCGAUGGGAAAGAAAAGAUCCAUCUUUUCACCUUCCAUGGAAGAAUCCAUCUCUCCCUAUCUUCUCGGACACCAGUCCUUUCUACCACACUCCCGCAGCUCCAGCCCCUCUAACCCUAGAAGAAGAACGCGAGCUCCAUCUAUCCCACAAGCGACUCGCAACUCUCUGCCACCGUUGCUCCGCGGCCAAUCUCCCCCUCCUCGUCGACGCCGAGUACACAUCAGUCCAGCCAGCAAUCGACCACUUCGUCUACGCCGCCGCACUAGAGUUCAACAAAGAUGAGCGGCCGAUCAUCUACGGCACGAUCCAGACGUAUCUGAAGGAUUCAAAGGAGAGACUUUUUCAGGCGGUGGAGGCGGCGGAGAUGGCCGGAAUCUCUAUCGGAUUCAAGUUGGUCAGAGGUGCUUAUUUGUCUAGGGAGAUUGCGCUUUCUUCCUCACUGGGCAUGGCUUCUCCGAUCCACGGGAGCAUUCAGGACACCCACAAUUGUUUCGACGAAUGUGCCGCCUUCAUGAUCGAGAAAAGCGCGAAGGGAUCGUGUUCGGCGGUGCUCGCGACGCACAAUUUAGAAUCCGGGAAGAAGGCGGCGGCGAAGGCGGAGGAGCUGGGAAUGGGGAGAGGGGAGGAGAAGUUGCAGUUUGCUCAGCUGAUGGGAAUGGCGGAUGGCUUGUCUUUGGGGCUAACGAGUGCUGGGUUUAGGGUUAGUAAGUAUCUGCCAUUUGGGCCCGUGGAGCAGGUGAUGCCUUAUUUACUGAGGAGAGCAGAGGAAAACAGAGGUUUUUUUUCUACUUCAUCCAUUGACAGAGAGCUCAUGAGUAAGGAGCUGAGGAGAAGGCUGAGGGUUAAGGUGUUUGGAAGAUAGUUGCACCAGAAUUAGCCCAAGAAAAUAGAGCAUUGAAAGAGGAAACAAAUUUUGGAAGAUUUGCAGG